This is a messenger RNA of Thunnus maccoyii (southern bluefin tuna), 2738 nucleotides long. RefSeq names its product growth hormone secretagogue receptor a (gene ghsra). Gene Ontology annotation, molecular function: growth hormone secretagogue receptor activity. NCBI's taxonomy places the organism in Eukaryota, Metazoa, Chordata, Actinopteri, Scombriformes, Scombridae. Gene Ontology annotation, cellular component: plasma membrane. The transcript has 2 exons. The coding region runs from base 1036 to 2190 and encodes 384 amino acids. Gene Ontology annotation, biological process: hormone-mediated signaling pathway; G protein-coupled receptor signaling pathway. The record is from RefSeq and is a predicted model, not a curated record.
AUGCGCCACAACUAAAGGAGCAGAUUUGGACAGCCUGGACGAAUUUCUUUGUAUUCUCAACUACUUUAUUUGACUUCAAUUUGAUUAUUUGAUGACUGUGAUGACAAUGCGUCGUUCCUACGUGGUGCUUGUGACUUUUAUAAAACUGUCUCCGUUCCGUCAUACAGUAUUUGUUUUCAUGUUGGUUGUUGUUUAUCCGUUUGUGUUUGGCUGAGUUUGAGCCCCGGCGCCCUCCCUAUAGGACAGAUGUUCACCGCCGCUGCUGUAUCAAUACGACCCUGCCUCUGACUCACCAUCACAUGCUGUCCGGUGCCACUCGUCUCCUGUUCCACUAUUUUGUUUUUGUCUGACGCGCUGCUGGUGAUGGGAACUUUGGGACUCUGCGCAUGAAGAAUCCUCGUUUUUUAUUUUUUUCCAAAGUACUCUGCAGCUGCGGGCUCCCAGAAACAGAGAAUGCAGGAGUUAAACUGUCUUUUAAGUUGUUCUGUUUUUUUUUAGAUAAUAGAUUUUGUGCUGUGGUUUUUUCCUGCUGUUUUGAUUGGACUGCAUCUCCCCCAUGAAUUUCGGCUGGCGAUGUGUAACUUGCAAAUAUUAAGCAUGUAAUUUGUUUUGUAACUUACACGCCUACUCUUCUUAUGAACAAGUGGCACCAAACAUUUAGGGACCACUUCAGCAUGUGUGUUGCAGAUGAAGUGGAUAAUUUGGAUCGACCCUAAAAUUGCUUCGUGUUCAUAUCAGAGUCUGGAGAGGACUAUCUGUUCCCCGGAGAAACCCAGACGUUUUUUUUUUCUCAGAUCAGAAUUGUGACUUAGACUCUUUUCACCUUCAUUGUGAACAGGGGUUCAGAUUGGUUGCCAAAGCGCGCAAGGAUCUUGGUUUUACGCACGACUGCCAACCUUUAACAUUACCUCCGCAACUCAAACAGUGAUAAUGGGAGGAGAGGGCAGCUCCAAGGGGCUUGAGGAGUCCCUGACUCGGGGUGCCUUUAACAGUCAGGGCCAGGCGCGGCCCCGUGAAUAACCGCGCGGCGACAGCAUGCCCUCUUGGCCCAAUCUCUCGGAGUGCCUCUCCCAUAACUGCAGCUGGGAGGAGACCCACAACUUCACAAGGAACAGUGACCUUGAUCUCCCUCCUCUAAAUUACUACUCAAUCCCUCUCCUCACGGGCAUCACCAUCGCCUGUACACUGCUGUUUCUGGUCGGGGUGGUCGGGAACGUCAUGACCAUUUUGGUGGUCAGCAAGUACCGGGACAUGCGCACCACCACCAACCUAUACCUGUGCAGCAUGGCAGUAUCUGACCUGCUCAUCUUCCUCUGUAUGCCCCUGGACCUCUACCGCAUGUGGAGGUACAGGCCCUGGCGCUUUGGGGACGCACUCUGCAAGCUCUUUCAGUUCGUCUCCGAGUCAUGCACCUACUCUACCAUCCUGAGCAUCACCGCGCUUUCAGUGGAGCGCUACCUGGCAAUCUGCUUCCCGCUGCGCGCCAAGGCCCUCGUUACCAAAAGGCGGGUGCGCGCCCUCAUUCUUCUACUCUGGACAGUGUCCCUGUUGAGCGCCGGACCUGUGUUUGUCAUGGUAGGAGUGGAGCGGGACAGCAUGGGACCGCCAGAUUACAUUUCUGAAAUGAAUGAGACUGGCUUCUUUCUGGAGGCCGGGGACACCAGGGAGUGUAAGAUGACGCAUUACGCCGUGGAGUCAGGUCUGAUGGGGGCCAUGGUGUGGCUGAGCUCUGUUUUUUUCUUCAUGCCGGUGUUCUGUCUCACAGUGCUCUACAGUCUCAUAGGCCGCCGUCUGUGGCAGAGACAUAGGGAGACAAACAUCAGCUCCCGAGUGGCUCACCGGGACAAGAGCAACAGACAGACCAUAAAGAUGUUGGUGGUGGUGGUGUUGGCCUUCGUCCUGUGCUGGUUGCCGUUCCACGUUGGUCGCUACCUGCAGUUCCGUUCUCUGGACGCUCCGUCUCCUCUGCUGUCCUUGUUAUCAGAGUACUGCAGCUUGGUGUCCGUAGUUCUUUUCUACCUGAGUGCCGCCAUCAAUCCCAUCCUCUAUAACACCAUGUCCUGGAAAUACCGCGGCGCAGCAGCGCGCCUCUUCGGCCUGACAGACAACCAGCUGCCGAGGGGCCGCACAGCAAGCACCGUGAAGGGAGACGGCUCCAACGGCUGGACGGAAUCCACUGUCAGCUUCUAAACUUAUGACUGUAAAAGUGUCUGGAUAUAACUAUUAAAGUAUUAGUCACAAGUUGAAAACGCUGACCUAAACGCCAUUAUUUCAGUCAGGCUGAUAAAAACAUUUGCUUUGUACAUGUGAGCGCAGCAUUUGCCUUUACUAGACUUGGACUAAAAGGACCAGAAGAAGCUGCAAACUCCUAUCAAAGAGACCCUUUUGAUUUUUUUUGAUUUUUUUUUUUUGCACAAAUACAUUUCUUGUUGGAUCACAUCAGCAAAUUUCACCCACUAUUCAUACAACACACUCCGCAUUGAAAAGCACAUCUGGUGGAGUGCAAAAUAUACACUAGCCUGAAGUGCUUUCAUCGAUCCAAAUGUGAACAACAUACAGCACGGGUGCACGCCCCUAUGCACGCACACAUAGGCUAAAUAUUACUAUUACUAACAUCUGCAAUUGCCUUAUAUUGUACUCAUAUUCUGGAUGACAAAGAAAGCACUGUAGAACUUGUGGCACUGAGCUGUACUCCUUUAGAGAGGGGCAGAGGUGCAGUGUGUAUGUGUGUGUGUGUG